CCACUCAAACACCCCGCUGGGUUAUGACUAUAAAGGCGACUUCUUCCUGCGAAUCGUCCUUCUUCGGGCAACCAAGGGGAUCGUUGGUGCGUUUGAGUAGAGGACCAUACGACAGAAAACUUUUCUACCUUUUUCAGAAGAGCAAAGGAUUACAAAAUGGCUUACAGGAAAACGCAAUCUUCUUACAAGAAGAUGUUCGGCGGCGAUAAGCCCGUCACGGUUCGGUCCAGCAUUUCUAGCCGCAGUUACUCCGGCCCGGUGCGCUCCAGGGGGUCCUGGAAUUUAUCCGCACCCCCGACCAUCUACGCCUCCAGCUCCUCCAGGCUGCGCAGCAGCGCGCCGCUGCCCAAGCUCGCCUCCGAAAGUAUCGACUUCACCAUCGCCGAUGCCAUCAACACCGAGUUCAAGACCAACCGCACCAACGAGAAGGCGCAGAUGCAGCACCUGAACGACAGGUUCGCCAGCUACAUUGAGAAGGUUCGAUUCCUGGAACAGCAGAAUAAGAUCCUGCAUGGAGAACUGGAGCAGCUCCGGGGAAAGGGCACGUCCCGCAUAGGGGACCUCUACGAGGAGGAGAUGCGGGAGCUACGGCGACAGGUGGACCAGCUCACCAACGAAAAGGCCAGGGUGGAAGUGGACCGGGACAACCUGGUCGAGGACAUCGAAAGAAUUAAAGAGAAGCUGCAGGAGGAAGUGAUUCAACGUGAGGAGGCUGAAAAUACCAUGCAGAGCUUCAGACAGGAUGUGGACAAUGCUUCCCUGGCCCGCCUGGACCUGGAGCGCAAGGUGGAGUCUCUGCAGGAUGAAAUAAUCUUUCUGAAGAAGCUCCAUGAUGAGGAACUGGCUGAGAUGCAGACCCAGGUACAGGACCAGCACGUGCAGAUGGACAUGGAGGUGGUCAAGCCCGAUCUGACCACCGCUCUGCGUGAUGUCCGGGUGCAGUAUGAGAACCUGGCAGCCAAGAACCUGCAGGAGUCUGAGGACUGGUACAAGUCCAAGUACAACGAUCUCUCUGAGGCAGCGGCCCGCAACGCGGAGGCCAUCCGGCAGGCCAAGCAGGAGGCCAACGACUACCGGCGGCAGGUGCAGACGCUCACCUGCGAGGUGGACGCCCUCAAGGGGAUGAACAAAUCCCUGGAGCGUCAAAUGAGGGAGGUGGAGGAGAACUUCUCCAUGGAGGCCAAUAACUACCAGGACACCAUCGCGCGUCUGGAGGAGGACAUCCACAACAUGAAGGACGAGAUGGCGCGCCACCUGCGCGAGUACCAGGACCUGCUCAACGUCAAGAUGGCGCUGGAUAUUGAGAUCGCCACCUACAGGAAGCUGCUGGAGGGCGAGGAAAACCGCAUCAGCACUCCUCUGCCCAAUUUUGCCGCUUUCAACCUGAAAGAUGCCAUCGUUGAGGCCAAGCCUAUGAUUGACAGCUAUACAACCAAGAAGGUUGUUAUUAAGACCAUUGAGACCAGAGAUGGUGAGGUGCUCAACGAGUCGACCCACGAUGACCUGGAGUGACCCCUCGGCACAUGGAGCGCGAGGAGAUGGCAACUGUGAAAAAGCAGCGAUGGAGGACACGCACUUCCAGAGGGAGAGCAAGAACUAGGAAAGAAAACUACGUUUUAAAGAUGAAAUAACACAGAAAAAGCUUUAAAGUGCCUUCUGUUAGGUGUAGGUGCUGUAGGCAUGAACUAUAGCUUUGAAGAACAAUCCUUAUAGCAAAAUUUAUAUUCAGACACAGAAUAAAUACCAAAUACACAACAGCAAUAUUUUCUGCGGUAGUAGACAUUUUCAUUGAGAGCUUUUUGUUGCCACACAGAGCACAACAAACUGUACACCAAUAAACCUUUGAAAAAAACA
This is a messenger RNA of Brienomyrus brachyistius, 1854 nucleotides long. Its product is annotated as vimentin-like. Gene Ontology annotation, molecular function: structural constituent of cytoskeleton. The coding region runs from base 157 to 1512 and encodes 451 amino acids. Lineage: Eukaryota; Metazoa; Chordata; Actinopteri; Osteoglossiformes; Mormyridae. Gene Ontology annotation, cellular component: axon; intermediate filament; plasma membrane. The transcript is spliced from 9 exons. Gene Ontology annotation, biological process: intermediate filament organization. The record is from RefSeq and is a predicted model, not a curated record.